AUGAGUUCCAAUGGUGUGACAAUUAGCUGGCAAGAAAGAGCGGCCAACAAGAGACGAGAUUGUGCCAACAAGAUCCCAGAGGAAUGGAAAAUCCCAGCACAGCUUCUGGCAGAGCUGGAAGCGCCAGUUUUGGAUAAGAAGAACGAUCUAAUUCGAGACCAAACGAUUCGCAAAUCUGGAAUCUUGACCGAUCGGGAACUUUCGAUCACUGAAGACUAUCAGGUCGUUGACCUGAUUUCAGCAUUGGCUGAUGGAAGCUUGACAGCCGUAGAGGUGACAUUGGCGUACUCCAAACGUGCUGCGCUGGCUCAACAGUUGGUGGCGUGUCUAACGGAAACAAUGUUCGACGAAGCACACGAGCGCGCCUUGUUUCUUGACGACUUGCGCGCUCAGGGCAAGCUCGCCGGCCCGCUCCAUGGUCUUCCUAUCAGUAUCAAGGACAACUUCAAUUACAAGGGAGUGGAUUCCACGAUUGGAAUGAUUUGCUUCUUGGAUGAUAAAGCACCGGAGAAUUCACCGCUUGUGAACAUUCUCCUGGAUUUGGGCGCUGUUAUCUAUGUGAAGACAAAUGUACCACAGACAAUGAUGACAACCGAUUCCCACAACAAUGUCUUUGACCGAACUCUAAACCCGUGGAAUACUACACUAGGACCAGGUGGCUCCAGUGGCGGCGAGGGUGCUCUGAUCGCUCUUCGGGGAUCACCGCUUGGCGUUGGAACUGAUAUUGGAGGCUCCAUCCGAAUUCCAGCACACUGCUGUGGGCUGUAUGGGUUCAGACCGAGCGCUCAACGGAUUCCAAACGGUGGCAUGCGUGGUUGCAACACCAGUGGAAUGAAAUUCGUCCUUUCUUGCGCUGGUCCGCUAUCUACUGACUUGAAUGGAAUUGAAAAAUUCUUCAAAUCUGUUUUCGAGACUCGACCAGCUCGUCUUGACUCCACCGUCCUCGAUAUCCCAUGGAGGGAAGUUCCUGUUAAAUCGAAACUGAGAAUCGGUGUCGUCCCUGAAUCAUCGAUCUUCCCUCUCCACCCGCCUAUCCGCAGAGUACUUGAAGAGGCCGUCCGUCUGCUAGAAGCCCAGGGUCACGAGAUUAUUCAUCUUACCGAGGCAGAAUGCCGCAUUGUGGAGUCCAAUGAGAUCGGAUGGGCACUGUUUGGCCUAGACCAGGGCUCCAAGAAGUUUCUCGAGUCAACCGGAGAACCCCCAGUCUCCGCGAUGCACUACCUUAUGAAGCAGGCUGGAAAGCUAAUUGGAUUCUAUAAGCAAACAGUGCCGGACACGACUGAAUUGGACCCAUUGCACAAGCUGGCAUUGCUGAACACCCACCGUGCUGAGCUACGUGAAGCGUACCGAAAGAUCUGGCUGCAUCAUGAUCUGGACAUCUGCAUUGCGCCCCCUGCUCAAACAACUGCAGUUCCCCACGACACUUUCGGCUUGGCGCCAUAUACCACCGUGACAAAUGUUUUGGACUACCCAUCUUGUAUUAUACCGUUUGGAGAAGUUGGACCGGAGGAUGCCAAUGAGAGCUUUACACUUACUGACACCCAGCUCGGAGCUGAAUAUGACUUUGAGAACCUCCAAGGAGCACCAUGCUCUAUUCAACUGUUCACCCCGAACAUGCGUGAUGAGGAGUGUCUGCAAAUAGCCAAGCAGAUUGACGAAUGUCUGAAGAGCAAGAAGUAA
Messenger RNA from Penicillium brevicompactum, 1680 nucleotides. Its product is annotated as putative general amidase. The record is from RefSeq and is a predicted model, not a curated record. Lineage: Eukaryota; Fungi; Ascomycota; Eurotiomycetes; Eurotiales; Aspergillaceae. The transcript is spliced from 6 exons. Bases 1 to 1680 code for a protein of 559 amino acids.